UUCAGUUCGAGGUGCAGAGCUAUAGCGUAGAGACGGUAUUGAGCUGAGCGACGACGUCAACAUCGAAGCCCUUGGCCUUGGCAAGCACUGGGCUUAACAGAGGAUUCCCGAUGAUUUGGUAUUGGUGGGGUAUUCUAAAGUUGGGCCAUUUUUCGACAAAAUAAUUGCAGUUGCAGGUGAUUGUUUUGAAGAGCCCCCUGGAUAGCAUCAUGGAGGCCACGUCUGUUGUCAGGUCUGUGGUGUUAGCAGCCAAUCAGUACAGCCGGAAUCAGAGCGAUGCAAACCUGGUUCAUCUUCAGAGCAGAUUGGAUGUCUUAAUUGGCAUCACAUCCAGAGACAAGUCUCUGAGCUACUUUUGUCCUCGUCAGCUCCUUCCCAGCGAGUGCUUGACCUGCCUGGUUGACCUUGUCAAUGACCCUGCGACCCCUCUUGACCUCUCUCUCAAAACCAUGGUCCUGCUCUUCAACUUAGCUGCUGAUUGUGAUGUCAGAGAAACUCUGCAAGUGACCUUUAACCUCCCAGCAUCCCUUGCAUCUUUCCUGAAAGUUCAGAGGGGUUCACCGAAUGAUACUGUCAUUGGACAGUGUGUGCAACUGCUACAGAGAGUCACCUAUAACUACAGAAUCAUCUAUCCUAAUAACUAUGUGGAGGAUUUGAUUCAGUUCUUACUAACACAGAUCCUUGGGCCAGAAUCGGAUCUAGUGAUGCCGUGCUUAGGUCUUCUUGCUAACUUAUGCAGACAAAAUGUUUCAGUGCAGGCUCAUAUCAAAGCAAUGGAUAAUCUGAAGUCUAUCAGUAAGACGCUGAUAAGAUUCCUGUCGCAUAGCAACCUGACAAACAUCAUCUUCUCUCUCUCCAUCCUGACCAGUCUCUGUCUCAAUGAAGAGCUAGGAGACAAGCUCUUCAAUGCCAGGAAUAUUAAUCAGACAUUUCAGCUUAUCUUCAACAUCCUGAUCAACGGUGAUGGGGUCGUGACCCGUCGCUAUGCCGUUGACCUUUUCAUUGACCUCCUGAAAAGCCCUAGGAUACAGCAAAGCCUACUUUUGUUUGAACAUUUCCAGCUGUGUAUGCAUAGAGUAUUGGGAUUGCUGCCUAUACAAGAUGAAGAAUCAGUUUGCAAGCUCUUUGAGUUGAUGCUGACGUUCUGCGGUGUGUCUGGACUCCGCCCGACGAUCUGUCGUAGCAUCAUGACCUCACCACAGGUCCAGCGAGGUCAGGAAACCCACCAAUCAGAAGCCUUCUUUGCCGUGGUGGAGUGGGCCUCGAGGCCGGUCCAAAGCAACAACACGGUCUCAAUCCUGGCCCUGGAUCUACUACGGGAAGUCUAUGAGGAGAUGCUGGAUUCUGGUCUCGUCACCCAGUUCUCCCCUCGUACCGAUGUGACCAUCCCCAUGGCAACCAGAUUAGUGCUACCAUUGCAGGAGCUAGAGGGUCCUUUCAUUAGACACAAACUCAACAAGAUCUCAAGGCUCAUGUGUCUACUUAUGACUCUGAGCCGAGACGAGGGAACAAGGUCAGAGUUGGGUCGGGUCAUGACCUUUGACCCCUGUCUGGCCAUCGUAGAGCACCAGCUUGAUAACAACCAGGUCGGCAUAAGCAAGACAACCAGGAUGGCUGUCGGAGACUGCGAUUGGAGUGAUGCGGGUGUUGGAACGAUUCUUCACAUAGUGGAUGUGAUGGUGACUCUGCAAUCAAAUGUACCACAGAUAAAGAACACGCUGGUACAAAUCUUACAGGACCCCAGAUUGGUUCCUUUCAUGGCCCAUGGUCUAAGUUCUCGGGACAGAGAGAGAGUCCAUGUCAGCUUGAAGCUCAUCAGAGCAGCUUCUACUCUACAAGACUUCCCUACAAUCAUCCUUGGAGAGUGCAUAGCCUCUAACAAUUCCCACAUCCUCCAAACCUCACAACAUGACAUCUCCUCGGACCAUGCAGUGCCCCACCCUCACAACCUCAACCAGUCGCACACCAACGGCUACGACAUGUCCGUCAUGGGGUCAAACCUAGAGGCCACAAGGUCAAAGGUCACCAAGGCAGACAAUGCUGGACUGGACAAGCUGAUCGAUAGAAUGCAGACUGGUUUGGAUCUCAAAGAUGUAAAAGCGUCGGAGAUUAUGGAUGUCUACGAACACAAACUUUCAGCUCUUGCAACGAAGGAGAGUCAUUUGCAGGAUCUACUGGAGGCAAAAGCCAUGGCCCUAGCCCAAGCAGACAGAUUGAUUGCUCAGUAUAGGUGCAGGAAGGCUCAGGCAGAUAACGAGGCUCGCAAGCUACGCUCCAUGAUCCAAGAGUCAGAGAAGCGGAGCGAGGAGUACCGAGAUGAACUUAGCGGGAAGAUGGUGGAGAAAGAGAGGAUGGCCGGUGAGAUGAAGAACAUGAUGGCUCAGAUAGAGAGAUUGGAAGCGGUUGCUAGGGAACACGAGAGGUUGACGACCGCUCAUGCUGAACUGGGUCAGAGGUUAGAGAGCUUGAGAGAAACCUUGGAAGCUGAGAAGCAGGAGAGAGCCAGUCUUUUAGAGCUGCAUGAGAUGCUGACCAAGCACAGUGAAGCAUUGAAAGACAAGCAUGAGACGACAAUCGGGCGACUGGAAGAGCUUGAAGGACAACACAAGGGCACGGUCAAGCAGCUCCGUCUGACCGAGGGUCGUCUGGGCGAGCUCCAGGAGGAGCUGAAUGAGACGGAGAGCACUCUUAGGAAGACCGAGAGGGAGAGAGAAGAACUGGAGGCUGCCAUUGAUAAGCUGAGAGGAGAGCUGGCCAAGGCAGAGCAGGCCAAGAAGAAACUCUCUCAACAGGUGUCGAAGCUUGAGACAGAUUGCCGGCAGCAGAAGAGCACCAUAAGAGAGAAGGACGCCCUCAUCAGUCAACAAAAGGAACAGCUUAGUCAACAACAACAACUGACUCUCAUGAUACACAGUCUGACUAGUAAACAACAACAAGAGAAAUAAUUGUGGUUGUUUGUUCCAUAUCUUUGCCCCGAUGGGCAAUUUUUAUUUUUUACAACAAAUACAUGAAUUCACAAUUAAAUUUUAUACAACCAAUGUCAAAACAAUAUUUGUAUACAUCAUUCAAACAAGUGCUUCAACAAAAGGCAUCUUAAAGUGAAUUAAUUUCUUUGUCCAUUUAUAUCAUUAAUGUACUGCUCACCCUUAUAAUAUGUCUUUAUCAUAUUUAUUAUUUUAUGAAAAA
This is a messenger RNA of Strongylocentrotus purpuratus (purple sea urchin), 3186 nucleotides long. Its product is annotated as protein CIP2A homolog. Bases 210 to 2945 code for a protein of 911 amino acids. The transcript is spliced from 21 exons. NCBI's taxonomy places the organism in Eukaryota, Metazoa, Echinodermata, Echinoidea, Camarodonta, Strongylocentrotidae. The record is from RefSeq and is a predicted model, not a curated record.